Lycium ferocissimum is the source of this 1166-nucleotide messenger RNA. Its product is annotated as probable carboxylesterase 120. Bases 65 to 1030 code for a protein of 321 amino acids. Lineage: Eukaryota; Viridiplantae; Streptophyta; Magnoliopsida; Solanales; Solanaceae. The record is from RefSeq and is a predicted model, not a curated record. Gene Ontology annotation, molecular function: hydrolase activity. The transcript has 2 exons.
UUUGCUAGAUAGAAGUUAACUAACCUCCUACACACUUGUUUCCAACUGAUUUGUGUGAUCAAUUAUGGCUAGCCAAAAAAUUGUUCGACCAAUUUUUGACAAUCCCUUUCUUAAUAUUGAAGAAUUACCAGGUGACACAAUUAAACGUACACCCGAACCCCUCACACAAGCCAAUUCUGAUCCCAGUGGUACGACCUUAGUUAUAUCUAAGGACGUGACCCUUGACAUCAACAAAAAGACUUGGCUGCGAAUUUACGUCCCACGACGAUUAAUUGGAGAGAAAUUGCCUGUCAUUUUCUACUACCAUGGUGGAGGUUUUGUUUUCUUCCAUGCCAACGGUUUUGGCUGGGAUCUUUUUUGUCAGGGACUUGCUGAGAAAGUUGGUGCAAUGGUUAUAGCCCUCGAAUAUCGUCUGGCCCCUGAAAACCGCCUUCCCGCAGCUUAUGAUGAUGCUAUGGACGGGUUAUAUUGGAUUAAAUCAACUCAAGAUGAAUGGGUCCAAAAUUAUUCUGAUUUGAGUAACGUCUAUCUUUUCGGAUCCAGUUCUGGUGGAAACAUGGCUUACCAUUUAGGGUUACGCAUAGCAGCUUCAGCAUAUAAAGAACUAGAGCCAGUGAAGAUCAAAGGGCUAAUUUUGCAUCAACCAUAUUUCAGUGGAAAAAACAGGACAGAAUCUGAAGAGAAACUAAAGGAUGAUCAACUUUUGCCACUUCAUGCAAUUGACAAGAUGUUCGACUUGGCCUUACCAAAAGAGGCACUGGAUCACGAUCAUGAAUACUCCAAUCCAUUUGUUAAUGGAGGGCUUUUAGAUGAUAUGGUCGCACGAGGUUGGGGGGUCCUUGUAACUGGUGUGUCCGAAGAUCCUCUAGUUGAUGCUGCAAGAAACUUCGCCAAGUUUAUGGAAGAGAAAGGUGUAAAAACUUUCAAGCUCUUUGGAGACGGUUACCAUGCUAUUGAGUUGUUUGAUCCCUCAAUGGCGGCAACCUUAUUUGAUGCCACCAAGGAUUUUCUAAAUGCAACUAAAAAUUAGAAAAUUGUGUCGUUUUGAUAUAUCGAGUGAGCUUCUUAGUGCAAAUAAGAGAGUAGCGUAUGCUCUCCUUCGUGUUUGAGAUUACUUUAAAUUGUUGUAUUUUUCUCUUAAAUAUAAGUUUCUGGGGUUGAGUUAA